AUGGGUUCCGAUCCUCAAUUUGCGAAAUAUCCUGACCUGACCCUCGCCCAACACAUCUUCACCCUUGCGAACACUCCCCAAUCUGCUCAGCCAACGUCAUUACCGUACCUUCAAAAUGCAAUCAAAGAGCAGAAAAUGGCUCCUUUAUACCGGCAUCUUGCCCAUCCUACGGAAGGAGUACUGAACACCGUCGGGGAGAGUACAGCUCAAACAGCAAUUCCACCUCAAAAAGCUCCAAGUCGGAGAGCCUCUUUAGUGUCGAGUAAUCUACUACCGUCCAAGAGAGCAGUACCGUCGGGCAUUCUACCAUGGGAUGAGUCACUCUACGAGGAGUUGAAAGCUGAUAACGAGAAGGAGCUGGAAGGUUUCCAGAAGGAAGAGGAAGAGGCUGAAGAGAAGGCUGGUGAGACCGAAGUACAAGCCGCCAGAAGCAAGCGAGCUGAGUUUUGGGCUCGAGUCGGCGACAAGGACAAAGCUAUCGCCGCCUACGAAACGGUGUUCGACAAGACCGGCCCUCUAGGAACCAAGAUCGACAUCGUCCUUGCCAUGAUUCGAAUAGGACUUUUCUUCAACGACAAAGCCUUCGUUAAGAAGCAGGUUGACCGUGCCAGUAUCCUGGUCGAAAGUGGAGGUGACUGGGAUCGAAGAAACCGAUUGAAAGCUUACAAGGGUCUACAUCUCCUGACCGUCCGUUCCUACAACCUUGCCGCUCCUCUUCUCUUGGACAGUCUUUCUACCUUCACCAGCUACGAGCUCUGUAGCUACUCCUCCCUUGUGGUCUAUGCGGUGCUUGCCGGUUCAUUGUCGCUGAAGCGGGUGGAUUUCAAGGCCAAGGUGGUCGAUGCACCAGAAAUCAAGGCCAUUCUGGGCUCAGGCGAUGAGAAGCCGGAUGAAGAGAUGAAAGACGUCUCGGCGUCGACGGCAGAACGGGCAGCCGGACUCGUCAACGUGGCCGCACUGGGGUCUGGUUCAGCCGUUGAACAGCACACUGAAUCCCCCGUGGAUGUGUCGUCUUUGGCACGCCUGGUCAACAGCCUGUACGGUGGCGAUUACCGGUCGUUCUUCCUUUCUCUAGCUACAGUAGAGGAAAACUUUCUGACCCAAGACCGAUACCUGUACGAGCAUCGGGCAUGGUUCGUGCGCGAGAUGCGUCUCCGAGGCUACCAGCAACUGCUCCAGUCGUACCGAGUCGUUGGCUUGGCCACCAUGGCGCAGGCAUUUGGAGUCAGCGUGGAUUUCUUGGACCGUGACCUGGCCAAGUUCAUCGCUGCUGGUCGGGUCAGUUGUACGAUCGACAGGGUCCAGGGCACGAUCGAAACUACUCGGCCGGACGACAAGAACAAGCAAUAUGCGGAUGUUGUGAAGCAAGGCGAUGCUUUGAUCACGAAACUUCAAAAGUAUGGCCAGGCUGUGAGGUUACGGGGGAGUGAAAGAGCGUAG
Exophiala spinifera is the source of this 1440-nucleotide messenger RNA. RefSeq lists its product as uncharacterized. The record is from RefSeq and is a predicted model, not a curated record. The coding region runs from base 1 to 1440 and encodes 479 amino acids. NCBI's taxonomy places the organism in Eukaryota, Fungi, Ascomycota, Eurotiomycetes, Chaetothyriales, Herpotrichiellaceae. Gene Ontology annotation, cellular component: proteasome regulatory particle. Gene Ontology annotation, biological process: proteasome-mediated ubiquitin-dependent protein catabolic process. The transcript is spliced from 2 exons.